Molecule: messenger RNA, 600 nt
Organism: Trypanosoma theileri
Lineage: Eukaryota; Euglenozoa; Kinetoplastea; Trypanosomatida; Trypanosomatidae
Exons: 1
Source: RefSeq, a predicted model, not a curated record
AUGAUACUCGUGCAACGUCUUUUGUAUCUUAUGGUUGUGGUGUUAAGCGUGACAUGUGUGGUGGCAGGUGAGGCACAACAACAAGAACCUGAAGUUGCUGAAGUGACUCGUGGGGAUUCGGAUCUUGCUGGAGGUGCAGGAGCUAUUCGUGGUGGUGUUGAUGAUACUUGUAAAACUGAGCCUCCUACUUCAGACUGUCCUCGUAUUCCCAGUGAACCUGUAGUUCCUCGUGCUGAAUGUGUGGGAUCUCCUGAAAAGAAAGGUUGCACUACCACUACUCUUAAACCUAAAGACACUUGCCCUGAUGAUUCUGAACCAUCUUGUUUGCCAAAGACAACGCAAGAAAUGGGUUCUGGUGAAGAUCAUCGAAACACUGAUAGCGAACCUCCAGCUCCCACUGGUCCAGGUGUUCCUGCAGAUGCCGGGGAUUCUGUUUCUAACGAAGCACAUGAAGGUAAUGCUGAUGCAGGUGCCGAUGUUGAUCACGGUGAAAAAAAACUUCCGGAAACUCAACCUGGAAAAGUACCUGAAGCUGCUGAUGAGAGCCCUGCUGUAUCUGUAAGUGAAGAGGGAACUGGAAACGGUGAACAAAGCACAACA